AUGGCCGCAGACCGUCUAAACUCGCUACUCAGCCACCUCCGCCCCUCAGGAAGCAGCGGAGUCGCUGCCAUCACACAGAAAAACCCCGAUGACGUGGUCAUCACCCUUGCGCUGCGGACGCCGCUCACCAAGGCCGUCAAGGGCGGCUUUAAGGACACGGAACUGGACUACAUGAUCUACGCGCUGCUGAAGGAGCUGGUGCAGAAGUCCAAACUGGACCCGACACUCAUCGAGGAUGUUUGUCUGGGCAACGUUAACGACGGUAAGGCUGCGUACCUCGUCCGCGCCGCGGCCCUCGCCGCGGGUAUCCCCCACACGGCCGGCGCCUCGUCGGUGAACCGGUUCUGCUCGUCCGGGCUCAAGGCGGUCCAGGACAUCGCGAACCAGAUCCAGCUGGGGGCGAUCGACAUCGGCGUGGCUGUGGGGGCGGAGCUGAUGUCGGCGGGCGGCGACCGGAUGCCCAAGCCGUUCAACGCGGAAGUGCUCAAGAGCCAGGAAGCGGCGGACUGCAUGCAGCCGAUGGGGCAGACGUCGGAGAACGUGGGGGCGGACUUUGGGAUCACGCGCGCGAUGCAGGACACGUACGCGGCGGAGUCGUUCCGGCGGGCCGAGGCGGCGCAGAAGGCCGGCUGGUUCGACGACGAGAUCGUGCCGAUCACGACGACGGUGAAGGAUCCCAAGACCGGGGAGACGCGCACCGUCACGCUCACGCGCGACGAGGGCAUCCGCUACGGCACGACGGCCGAGGCGCUGGGCAAGAUCCGGCCGGCGUUCCCGCAGUUCGGCGACCGCACCACCGGCGGCAACGCCAGCCAGGUCACGGACGGGGCGGCCGCGGUGCUGCUCAUGCGCCGCUCCAAGGCCAUCGAGCUCAACCAGCCCAUCCUGGCCAAGUUCGUGGGCGCGACGGUGGCCGGCGUGCCGCCGCGCAUCAUGGGCAUCGGCCCCACCGCCGCCAUCCCCAAGCUGCUGGCCAAGUUCCACCUCGCCAAGGACGAGGUCGACAUCUACGAGAUCAACGAGGCCUUUGCCUCCAUGGCCGUCUACUGCCUCGGCAACCUCGGCCUCGACCACGCCAAGGUCAACCCGCGCGGCGGCGCCAUCGCCCUGGGCCAUCCGCUGGGCGCCACCGGUGCCCGCCAGAUCUGCACGAUCCUCAGCGAGGCUCGCCGCACCAAGGCCAAGGUCCUGGUGACGAGUAUGUGCAUUGGCACGGGCCAGGGCAUGGCCGGCUUGCUGGUGAACGAGCAGGUUUAA
Molecule: messenger RNA, 1257 nt
Organism: Aspergillus clavatus NRRL 1
Lineage: Eukaryota; Fungi; Ascomycota; Eurotiomycetes; Eurotiales; Aspergillaceae
Gene: kat1
Product: putative 3-ketoacyl-CoA ketothiolase (Kat1)
Exons: 3
Coding region: 1-1257 (418 amino acids)
Biological process (GO): phenylacetate catabolic process; fatty acid beta-oxidation
Cellular component (GO): peroxisome
Molecular function (GO): acetyl-CoA C-acyltransferase activity
Source: RefSeq, a predicted model, not a curated record